GAGAUUCUGUUUCGAUUCCAGUUAGACCUGAAAAAGGUUCUGAACCCUUCAAACCCAAGUCGAAAUUCAUUCCAAAUAUUUCUAAGAUUCUGAGAGGAUGAGAUUACGACAAUAUGUUGCCUUCUGGGCCUUGUCCAUUUGUUUAAUUGGUAAGGUUUUAUCGAAAGACAAAAUGGAGUGGAACUUGCAACGACCCUUGUUGCUCAAAAAGUUAAGGGCUUUACUCAAGGCACCGGAAGUGCCCCAAGGGAAGAAUCAAACCGAAUUAAUCUUGACAGAAAUCAAAUUGGUUCUAUCCACAUUGGCAGCCAACAGACCACCUCCGUCAAAAGAUCGAAAGAGUCGUCAACUUUGUUACUGCCCUGUUGGUCAACCAGGCCCUCCAGGUUAUCCUGGUCGAAAAGGCAUCCAAGGAGGAAUGGGCCAACCAGGAUCAAAUGGUGCCCAAGGCCCUACAGGUUUUGAUGGAUCUUUUGGGCCACCAGGACAACCAGGAGAGCAUGGCCUUGACGGAACCCCUGGCACACCAGGAGUUUCGGGACCUCCAGGCCUGGCUGGUCCUAAUGGCACUCCAGGUGCGUUAGGAUCUCCUGGAGUUAGAGGAUCCCAAGGUUCAAGAGGGGCAGCCGGGCCAAUUGGAGGCAUAGGUCCAGUCGGCCAAUCUGGAAAAGCAGGGCCCAGGGGUACAAUUGGGGUCACCGGUCAAAAUGGGGCGCCUGGACUGCCUGGCGCAACAGGUAUAUUUGGCGUUGGAGGAGCGGUAGGCUCGCCUGGAAGCCCAGGAAAUAUCGGUACUCCUGGUGUAGACGGAAGACCAGGUAUCAUUGGCAAUAAUGGGGCACCUGGAACACAAGGUUAUGAUGGAUCAGCUGGAGUGGUAGGACCACCUGGAUUGGAAGGAUCGCCAGGAAAAGAUGGACAAAAUGGAAAAGAUGGUACCUCCGGAAAAGAUGGGGUUAUUGGACUCCAAGGUCCUCAAGGAGAUUUUGGCCCUCCGGGUCGUACGGGAUUGAUGGGAAUCAAUGGAAUCAAUGGCUUAAAUGGUGUAGAUGGAUCUAAUGGGACUCCAGGGAGACUAGGAUCUCCUGGCCGUAUGGGAUCCCCAGGAAUAAAUGGGGUGCCAGGAGCUCCAGGAUUACAAGGAGCACCUGGAAGUUCUGGACCAAAUGGAGCUCCUGGAGUGAACGGAAAGAACGGAUGGAAUGGACAAAUUUACGCCACUCCUCCCCCAAUUGACUGUGACGGGCCAGACAUCACAACAUUUGAAAACACAAAACUUGAUAAGAAAUUUGCUUCGUAUUUUGUUUCAUCCUUUGAAGCAGAAAGCUUUGAUGAUGCUAACGCUUAUUGUGAAGGCGCAGGAGACGGUAUCUUUUUAGGAACUAUGCACAAUCAAGAAGGAGCCGACGUUUUCAUAGAAGCUUUUGAACUUUUAAGACAAGAAAUUUACGUGGGCAUCACAAAAAGUGAACGACUUGUAUGCACAAAUGAGGAGUGCACUGGCUUAAUAACAUGGGAAGGUAAUAAAGGGCUCUACAUGCAUCAGGAACUAGGAUUUGCAAUUAUAAGCGACAAUCCUACUGCAUUUUGUUACCGAGCAAGAGGAUUUAUGGGAAACGGUCUCCUGCGAGUGGAUGAUUUGUGGUGUGACGAAAAUUUUUUCUUCAUUUGUCAAAAGGAUAAACCAUUUGAAUGUAUCAAUCAAUAGUAGCCCCUACACCCCCCUAUAAUAUGAAAAACAACCUUGUAAGCGUUCAAGAAAAAAGGAUCCGUUCAAGUCAAAUCUUGUCAUCAAAAAUCAUGAUUUAGAUGUUUAAUGAUUAGGGAGCACUGAGAUGAAACAAGUUUCUCCUCUCUCAUAAAUAUACCCUACUACCGGACUAGUUUUGUUGACAUAUUCUUUCGACAAACCUUAAAUGACGAAGUAACACUAGAAUUUUCUUUGACCAUAGCGCAUUAAGGCAACAAACUCUAAUUCUUUAUGUAUCAUUCAUUCGAUUUGCAAAUAAAGAUCCU
Molecule: messenger RNA, 2016 nt
Organism: Tigriopus californicus
Lineage: Eukaryota; Metazoa; Arthropoda; Copepoda; Harpacticoida; Harpacticidae
Product: collagen alpha-2(I) chain-like
Exons: 4
Coding region: 98-1708 (536 amino acids)
Source: RefSeq, a predicted model, not a curated record